Boeremia exigua is the source of this 2286-nucleotide messenger RNA. RefSeq lists its product as uncharacterized. Gene Ontology annotation, biological process: UV-damage excision repair; meiotic mismatch repair; nucleotide-excision repair. Gene Ontology annotation, cellular component: nucleotide-excision repair factor 1 complex; nucleus; ERCC4-ERCC1 complex. NCBI's taxonomy places the organism in Eukaryota, Fungi, Ascomycota, Dothideomycetes, Pleosporales, Didymellaceae. The transcript has 5 exons. The coding region runs from base 1 to 2286 and encodes 761 amino acids. The record is from RefSeq and is a predicted model, not a curated record. Gene Ontology annotation, molecular function: damaged DNA binding; single-stranded DNA binding; protein binding.
AUGACCGCACCGCCCGCGCUGGCGACGCCGCCCGCAGUGCCAGCACCACAACGGGCCCUGCAGCGCCCGAAGCCGCAAGCCCUGCCCUCGCGCUCAGGCCCCAGCUCCAUCCUUGUUUCGCCGCGCCAAAAGGGCAAUCCAAUCUUAAACAACGUCAAGUCGACCGCCUGGGAGUACUCAGACAUCCCAGCCGAUUAUGUUCUGGGUGCCACAACGUGCGCGCUGUUCUUGUCGCUCAAGUACCACCGCCUGCACCCCGAGUACAUCUACAACCGCAUCCGCGACCUGAAGGGUCAGUAUGACCUGCGCAUCAUCCUGACCAUGGUCGACGUGGAGAACCAUGAGGAUUCGCUGCGAGAGCUGUCGAAAACGUCGCUGGUUAACAACGUCACCAUCAUGCUGUGUUGGAGUGCACAGGAGGCGGGCCGCUAUCUGGAGCUGUUCAAGACGUUCGAACAUGCUGCGCCCACGAGCAUCCGCGCUAAGCAGUCGUCUACCUACGCAGAGAAUAUGGUCGAAUUCAUCACAGUGCCACGCGGCAUCAACAAGACAGACGCCGUGGGCUUAGUGUCCAAUUUUGGCAGCAUUCGGACUGCAAUUAACGCAGGACCAGAAGAGAUCGGCUUGAUCGCUGGUUGGGGUGACAAGAAGGUGCAGCGCUGGUGCAACGCAGUCAAAGAGCCCUUCAGGGUCAAGAAGGCUGCGAAAAGAGGCCUGACUCGGGAGAGCACUCAAGUAGACCUUUCGAGAGACACUUCCAUGGCACAAGGUGAGAGCCAAAUGCCAGGAGAGCCUGAUGUUCAGGCAAUGGCACGUCAGAGACUCGACGAUGCAGUACCAGUAGCUCUUGAGAUGCAGCAGGCUACAGCGACGUCAGCCGCAAACGCAGGCGCAGACGCAGACAGGCGGCCUGACCACCGGCCGGCUGAAGUCUUGAAUGAUUUCGAAGACGACGAAGACGCUCUUCAAGAGAUCGACCGUGCACCUGAACCUGCUACUGCUAGACCUGCGAAGCGCAAGCAGGCUGAGGAGGACGUCAGCGAGGAAAUUCAGAUCGAGAUCUUUAGUUAUCUUCGAGGCUCAAACCUGAAGGCUGUACGUGGGGUUUGUCGUGCCUUUCGAGACAAUGCUGAGCCUACUCUGUUCCGAUAUGUCAUUGCGACAGCACGGUACCAAUCGCUUGGAGCCUUCCAAAAGAUAUCAUUGUUUACGGUGUUUCAAAAGCAUGUUAGGGAAAUCAUCUUUGACGGUUCUGUGUACGACCAACUACUCGCGAGACAUGAACCAUCCUACCACGCACACGCUGCUAGGGUACCUAGCCUUGAACAAGGCUUUACUUAUCACAAGCAUGGUCGAUGGAAAAGAUAUGCUCAACUCUACAAGGAACAAGAAGAGAUGAAGAGCGACGGCGUGCUCGUCCAAACCAUCUCUCGGGCCUUAGAGUGGAUGCCAAACAUCACAUGUAUUACUUACUCACCACACCCUCACCAUCUUCGCACUGAGCUGAAGGAAACGCAAGACUUGGUCCCGAGAGGUGUCACAACCUCAUCCACGACCAACUACACGUCUUCUGAACACCCUUUUCGCCAACUCAUUGCUGCACUGUACAUGUCCCAGUUCACUGGAAUCCGCGAGUUUAGAACAGAAGCCAUUGGCAAAGAACCUGGCACCGAGUUCGCUCUCGACAUCUUCAAUCUCGAUGACAAUGAGAUGGUAGCUGCUAAGUUUCUCUUUCAGCACCUUGAGAAGCUUGUGCUCAGUAUGGCGCUUUGGGUGUCCAAAGACGAUAAGUGUGGCGAGAUUAUGGACAAAUUUGCUACGUUGGUGCGUACUUCUACAGAACUGCGAUAUCUCCACUUCCACCCUACGCAUUGGAAGCCAGAAAUGGGCGUUCGGCCUCUCUUCGCUAACCUUGGACUGCAAACAACGUGGCACAAACUGCAAUCUUUGAGCUUGAAGUAUGUCCUUGCGGACGAUGAUGAGUUCCUAGGGAUCAUAAAGCGUCACAAGAAAACCCUGGUCUCCGUCAGGCUCAGCAAUUGUAGUCUUUCCAAGGGCCUAUGGGCUGAUAUUGUUGACGAGGUCGUUUACGGCACCAAGAUCGAUCAAUUCAUCUUGCACCGCGUGAGCGAGAGAGAUGUGCCCAACAUCCCUCACUUGUCGCUGGGCGCAUCAGAGAAGGAGCUUUGGAAGUACGAAGGCCAUCUUACAAUGACGAAAGAUGGCGACCGCAAUUUUAUCGACAGCAACGCUGCGAAGAAGUCUGUAUACGAAUCACGAGAAUAA